Messenger RNA from Nicotiana attenuata, 900 nucleotides. RefSeq names its product somatic embryogenesis receptor kinase 1-like. NCBI's taxonomy places the organism in Eukaryota, Viridiplantae, Streptophyta, Magnoliopsida, Solanales, Solanaceae. Gene Ontology annotation, molecular function: protein binding. The record is from RefSeq and is a predicted model, not a curated record. The coding region runs from base 86 to 679 and encodes 197 amino acids. The transcript is spliced from 7 exons.
UCCAGUAUGUAUAAAUAUGUACAGCUAGUGCAGCACGCUUAAAUAUGAAGAAUUAGGGCAGCAACCACGAUAAAAUUUAGGGCAGAUGAGGUCCGUCGCUCUUGUUUUCCUGAUUGGUGCAAUUGCCUUUAUAUCUGCAGAAUGCAACUCUGAAGGGGACACUCUUUACGCAUGGAAAACUUACCUGAUCGAUCCAAAUAAUGUGCUUCAGAGCUGGGAUCCGACAUUAGUCAAUCCUUGCACAUGGUUUCAUGUCACCUGCAACGGCCAGAAUAGCGUUGUAAGAGUGGACCUAGGUGCUGCUAACCUCUCUGGGAUUCUGGUACCUCAAUUAGGAAUGCUAAGCAAUCUUCAAUACUUGCAAGUUCACAAUAACUCAAUUAGCGGAGAAAUUCCAAGCCAAUUAGGCAACUUGACAAAGCUAGUGAGCUUGGGGCUGGAAAAUAAUCAGCUGAGUGGCCAUAUUCCAUCAUCUCUUGGCAAUUUAAAAUCCCUACAGUGGAUGAGAUUGGAUGGUAAUAAAUUAUUAGGGACCAUUCCAAUCUCAGUCUUGAAGCUCGUCUACUGGGGAAAUUUGCAGCUACUGAAUGUGUCCGACAAUCAAUUGGCAGGGACUGUCCACCACACUAACAAAACAGGAUUUGCUACUACAACUAUAAUUCAAGACUUGAUCACUUGAUUGACGAUUUGAGUUGGAUAGUCCUGUGAAGCUGCACUUUGGUAUAUGUUCAAGUCUAUUAAGAUUUGGAGUAAAAUGAUUACCGAUGGUUCUUAUAUUGUAUUUCCAAAACACUUUCAUAGCAUUUUGUGCCUUUCAAUUGACAUUAUUGAUCGGCUUAACCUUUCUUCUCGAGUACGUACGGUCGGGGUGUUACACACUAAAACUAUUUAUAUUUGCCU